AUGGGGUGGGGUAUAGCGCAGGAACUCAUUAGUGUCGAACGAGUGUGAGCCGGGCUAUUUACCGUACAGUCACAGUACUCGCAAUUACGCGCUGUUGCGCCGUCGAUAAGGAGGAGUGCCUUGCUCGACCAGGUUUUGGCGGCUGUGUUGCCCGAAGUAGCUCGCCGCACAGCUCUACACAUAUCGGUCCCUAAUUUGGCCACUUUACCCGAACCGGCCUCUCCUCUUGUCGCUCCCUAA
Ceraceosorus bombacis is the source of this 240-nucleotide messenger RNA. The record is from the annotation of a GenBank genome assembly. Lineage: Eukaryota; Fungi; Basidiomycota; Exobasidiomycetes; Ceraceosorales; Ceraceosoraceae.